Molecule: messenger RNA, 2223 nt
Organism: Chenopodium quinoa (quinoa)
Lineage: Eukaryota; Viridiplantae; Streptophyta; Magnoliopsida; Caryophyllales; Amaranthaceae
Exons: 3
Coding region: 1-2223 (740 amino acids)
Source: RefSeq, a predicted model, not a curated record
AUGAUUCUUACAGUAUGGAAUAUUAGGGGUCUUAAUGACCCCUGUAAAGUGGCUGAUGUAAAACAGCUACUUGAUAGAACUGCUAUUAAAGUUCUUUGUCUGCUGGAAACUAAAGUUAAACAAGAAAAGUGUUGUAUAAUCCAGAAAAAGAUUGCUCAUGGCCUGAAUUGGGUAUGUAAUUAUUCUGUUUCUGGUAACGGUAGGAUUUGGCUUGGUUGGAGAAGUGACAGGGUGCAUGUUGAGGUAAUCACUAUACACCCUCAAUUUAUUCACUGUAUUGUUAGUAACCUUGAUUAUAGUAGUCAGGUUGCUGUGUCUUUUGUUUAUGGGUUACACACUAUUCAUGAUAGAAAGGAACUGUGGAGAGGCAUUAGGGCUGUUGGACUUGUGACUAUUCCUUGGCUUUGUACUGGUGACUUCAAUUCUGUUUUACACCAUGCUGAUAGAAUUAAUGGCUCUGAGAUUACAGAUUAUGAAGUCAGGGAUUUCAGAGAUUUUAUUGAUCAAUUGAAUUUUGUUGAGAUCAAAAGUAAGGGGUCUUUUUUUUCCUGGUCUAAUAAAGCUCAUAUUGGCCCCAGAACUCAGACUAGAAUAGAUAGAGGGCUGGUCAACUUUGAGUGGUUGCAUCAAUUCCCAAAUGUUGAGGCUGUUUACCUUCCUCCCUCCCUCUCUGAUCAUGCCCCCCUUUUUUAUGAGAUUCUCCCUCCUGAUGUGGGGGCUCAAGGUAAUUCUAUGUGUAGGAUCUGGAUGAAGCUUAAGAGUUUGAAGGCUAAGCUCAAAGAUCUCAAUGCCAAACAUUUUAGCAAUAUUGAUCUGAGGGUUGACUUAGCUCAACAGGUUGUUCUUGAUAUUCAAACUCAAUUAAAUACUGAUUUUCAGUCCUCUGAUCUGUUAGCUCAGGGACUGCUGCCAUUCAGCAGCUUAAAUACUGGAGCUCUCCAAAACCUUGAAGCUCUUGACUUAGUUACUGUGAGAGCUGGUAGACAGCUUACUAGAGAGGCUCAAAACUUGCUGAUUAGUCCUGUGACUGAUGCUGAGAUUGAUUCUGCAAUCAAUGGCAUCUCUGAUGACAAAGCGCCUGGGGUAGAUGGUUUUAAUUCCAGAUUCUUCAAGCAUAGUUGGGAUAUAGUCAAGUUUGAGGUGUAUGAAGCUGUUCAUGAGUUCUUUGAUAAGGGCUCUUUAUACCCUCAGUGGAAUUGCACAACUUUGACUUUAGUGCCUAAAGUUCAAAACCCUUCUUUUGUGAAGGAUUUCAGGCCAAUUGCUUGUUGUACUGUUUUAUAUAAGACCAUUUCUAAGGUCUUAACUGCUAGAAUUGCUCGGGUUAUUGGUGAGGUUGUUGAUGAAGCUCAAGCUGGUUUCAUCCCUGGUAAGCAUAUUGGGGAUAAUAUUCUUUUGGCUACUGAGCUAAUUAAAGGCUAUAAUCACAGGCAUAUUACUCCAAGGUGUAUGAUCAAGGUUGACCUGAAGAAAGCCUAUGACUCCAUUGAAUGGAGCUUUCUUAGGUCAGUCAUGUGUGAGCUUGGCUUUCCUACUGUGUUUAUUAAUUGGAUCAUGGAGUGCAUUUCUUCUAUUUCUUUCUCUAUCUUGAUUAAUGGCUCUCCAACUGCUCCUUUCAAAGCUAAGAAAGGGCUUAGGCAAGGUGACCCUAUGUCCCCUUUCCUUUUUGCUAUUAGGAUGGAAUACCUGUCCAGGUGCUUGCAUGAUCUUGCUAAAAUUCCUAACUUCAACUUUCAUCCUAGAUGUGAGAAGCUUCUGCUCACUCAUUUGAUGUUUGUUGAUGAUCUCCUAUUAUUUUCUAGAGCUGAUGAAUGUUCUAUUAAGUUACUGUUUCAAGCUUUUCAGAAAUUCUCUAAAGCUUCUGGCCUUGUGGCUAACCUUAGUAAAAGUGAGGUGUAUUUUGGGGGUAUAACUACUGAAUUACAGAAGGAUUUCCUUGACUGUUUGGGUAUGACUGCAGGUUCUCUCCCUUUUAAGUAUCUUGGGGUGCCUCUCUCCUCCAUGAAGUUAACUAUCCAACAGUGCAAGCCCCUGUACUUUUGGUUCCCUGCACUUUUGAGCAAACAAUCCACAAGCUUGUCAAGCAUACAUUCUAAAUUUCUAAUGCACCACUUUCGCACAAAAAGAAUCACCGCCAAAAAGAAUAAAAAAAACCAUCAUACAACAGAGUGGCAUAACUCAGCUGCGCAUCAACAUCUACUUACUAAAUAUCCAAGAAUUUGA